GCCUCGGUCAAGCACAGCCGCAGCGUUGUCCACGCUGCACGUCUCCAGCGUCCGAGUUGUCAAUUUGCCCUCGCGCGCGCUGCCGAGGCGACAGCGCGAGCAACUGGGCGAGUCCUGCAGUCAUUUGAGCAAACCCCUCAGAGAGCCUCUCUCAGCCAGCCAGCUCUCAUCCGCGGAAAAAGCGCGUCGCGCCGCGGCGACGGCUUGCCCCUUGGCCUUCGCGUCGUCUGCAUGUCCACGUGUUCUUUGGCCUUGGCCAAGUCCUCGUCCGUGAAGCGUAGCUCGAGGACGCGCAUCAGGCUCUCAGCCUCCUCGCAGCUGUGGAUGCACAGUAAAGCGCCCUCGGGGCGUGGAGGCGGAGACAGAUGCCACCGGCACGCCAUCGCCGCGACCGUCAAACAUCGGUAUCAAAAACCAACGCCGUUCGAUGCAUCACAACUCGCACAACAACGCAGGCCCCGAUGCUCCUCAAGAACCUGGUGCGGACCGGCACGCUGCUCGCCGGCGCCCGAGCCUUCGCCCCGCUCGCCGUCCAGCGAAGAGCCUUCACCAAAAUGAGCGCCGCGCCGAUCGGUGUCAUGGUCACCGUCGAGAUCGAAGAGAGUAGGGUGCCCGCCUUCCUCGAAGCUUUAAAAGUGGACGCGGCCGGUAGCAGGGAGGAGGAGGGCUGUUUGAGGUUCGAUCUCCUCAAGGACUCGGAACAGGCGAACACGUGGCACUUCUACGAGAUCUACAAAGAUAACGACGCCAUGGCCGUGCACAAGACGCUGCCCCAUUAUAAAGCGUGGGCGGACUUCAAGGCCGGCGGCGGCGUGGUCUCGCAGAAGGUGGCCAAGUUCACGGCCGACGACUUCACGGCCUGAUUCUGUCCCCCUGUGUCCGUUUUCUCCCGUCGUCGUCGUGUCGUCGUCGACGGCGUCAAGGGGACGGCUUCUCGGAACUGACUUAAUUCUCCAACUUG
Molecule: messenger RNA, 961 nt
Organism: Pelagomonas calceolata
Lineage: Eukaryota; Pelagophyceae; Pelagomonadales; Pelagomonadaceae
Source: the annotation of a GenBank genome assembly